CCAGUGGAUGUCAGUGCCUCUGCAUGGAUUUCUUCUCUCCUUCCCAGUGUCUGUGAGAACAGCAGCAUGUACUCUGAUGAUAGGUGACAAUGAUCUGCCACCAGCACAAUCCCCACGUACACUCAUCACAGGAGGAAUAAGGGGACUCCUUGUGUUGCUGCUGCUUGCAAUGAGCUGGGAUUGACUUCAAGCAGCUGUGGAGCUGCUGCUACGAAGAGCUGAAUUUCUCCUCCUGCUUUUAUUAUUUGCAUUGCCAGUCUCGGCAGACAGAGCCAUGAAUCCGGACUUCAGGAGCUGGGUACUCGCCACUGUCACCUUGUUAGUGGUGUUCCUCAUCUUGGCGGAUAUAUCUGAGCUGGAAGAGGAGAUGGGGGGCUCUGGAGGGAGAGGCACAAUCAGAUCAGCUGUGGAAAGCUUACAUAGCAAAUCUAAUAGAGUUGACUUAGCAAUAAAUAACUCGUCAGAUCCACCUGGUACAGACAGAAGCAAUGAGAGCAUCAAAUCCAAUAUAAAACCAGCAACAAUCAAAUGGAGACACAAUCAAACCCUUUCACUGAAAAUCAGGAAACAAAUUUUGCAUUUCUUGGAUGCUGAGAGAGACAUCUCAGUUUUGAAAGGAACUUUGAAGCCGGGUGAUAUAAUUCAUUACAUAUUUGAUCGAGACAGUACUAUGAAUAUAUCCAAGAACUUAUAUGAGCUUUUACCUAGAACAUCCCCUAUGAAAAACAAGCACUUUAAGACCUGCGCCAUUGUGGGAAAUUCUGGAAUUUUACUCAACAGUGGUUGCGGAAAAGAGAUUGACUCGCACGACUUUGUCAUAAGAUGUAAUUUGGCACCUGUAGAGGAGUAUGCCCGAGAUGUUGGCAUGAAGACGCACCUGGUAACCAUGAACCCUUCAGUUGUCCAACGUGCCUUUGAGGACCUAGUGAAUGACACCUGGAAAGAUAAAUUUCUACAGCGCUUGAAAAGUUUGAAUGAAAGUAUCCUGUGGAUUCCAGCAUUUAUGGCUAAAGGAGGAGAGGAGCGUGUGGAGUGGGUGAAUGACCUUAUUAUCAAACACCACAUUAAUGUGCACACAGCCUACCCUUCACUACGUCUACUCCAUGCUGUCAGAGGGUAUUGGCUGACCAAUAAGGUGCACAUAAAGAGACCUACAACUGGGAUCCUAAUGUACACCUUAGCUACACGUUUCUGCAACAGAAUCUACCUGUAUGGUUUCUGGCCUUUCUCCCGAGAUCUCUACCAGAACCCUGUAAAAUAUCACUACUACGACAGCCUAAAAUACGGCUACACCUCACAAGCGGGACCACACGCAAUGCCGCUGGAAUUUAAAGCUUUGAAAAAUCUGCAUCUGCAGGGGGCUUUGAAACUUACAGUGGCCAAAUGUGAAUCAGCGACAUAGCAUCAUAUUCAGUGAUGUCUUCUUACUACAAUAAGCAGUGGGACCACGGUGGGAGGAUGUUGGGGACAAUUGUCCAGCAACAAUUGAGUUUUAUAAGUAUUGCUGGCCUGAAGAGCAGACCCAGGCUAAGAUAUCAUGAAGCUAAAUGGUGAUGAUGCACUGGAGUGUAUAGGAUACUUAAAAUGCUUGUAGCGAUGGAUCUAUGUUUCACCAGAUGCCCAAGCACAUACUACUGUGCCGAGAUUAUCCUUCUUGCUGUAAAGUAGUACUAGCAACACAACAACUCAAACCAUGGCGUAUAUGAGUGUGAAUCUGGUGCUAUACAUGAACAAUGUAAAUAACAUGAUUGUCUGUAAUCUUGGCUUACUACUCCCUCCAACAGUCUAAGAAAAGCUUACAUAGCUUCGUACUAUGAUGACCUUUCUUUUUUUUCACAGACGAUUACAGUAGGCAGUGGCUUUACAGAAACUGUAAAUAAAACAGCAUUAGGGUUCACUUAGACAAAUUACUGUAGUAGUCGGAACCAAGUUGCAGCAAGAAAUAGCUACACGUAAGCCUCAUGUGUUUCUAGUACUACUGACUUGUGCCUAGAAUUACAACUGUUUUAACUGUUGAUUUGUAUCAAAGAAGAUAAUCAGAUGUGCAACUGUGUAUUUCCGUUUGGAAUAGGAAUUAUACCGGCUCAAUGUGAUGUGUAAGUUAUAUUGGUGUGUAAAAGAAAAAGGAUAAUGUUUACCAGUCAGGAAAUAGUACAUUGUCCAGUGAGAAACUGUCACACUUUAGAUGAUAUUGGUUAAGGCAUUAGUCCUGAAAGAUCUGGCAGCAGUUUAGAGUCACUCAUGAAGAGCUGAUUGUAAGUGUGGCUGAUGACUGUGCUGACCCAAGUGUUCUGUUUGUGGCUCAAGUGUAACCAAAUAACGCCAGUUUUAGAUAAUGUCAUAUCACUGACUUUGUAAAGAUCUCUAACAGAUUCUGGUUCUGUUCAUGUGAAAAUGUUGGCUGGCUAUGGCCAGUUGUAUCCAUGGUCUGGUUGACUCUCUUAUUUUAUUUUGCAGAUGGGUAGCAAGCAGUGUUUUGUAAUAUGUGUGAUUAAAGGUUAUUUGUGGUCACUGUUGUUAAUAUUUCUAGAAAAAAAAAUAGACUGAGGCACUGGCAUCAUAUCUUCUACAGAACCUCCUGAGCACAAGAGGCAGCACCUGGAAUGGAAGAGAAGAUUAAAAAUUAUUGUGCGAAUAGAACUUUCCCACUUUGCAAUGUAUCAGCAACAUAAUGCUUUGUCUCAGGAUUCCAUCUGUUAUCCGUUCUUACAUUACCUGAGUUUUGGGGAUACAAGUCUUACUUAGUGGGACUGAAUCUACUCGGAUGGACAGCAAAGUCCAUCUCCCGCUCCAUCACACUAUGAAAAGUGGCAGGAAAAGUACUCUUGUGUUAAUAUAAAGUAUUGCCGGAAGGCCAAGGACUGCAGAGGAAUGAUGGCAGUGAGAUUUAUCAUGGUCCUCGUUUUCAUUUUGCAUAAGUGACAGAUUUUGUCAAACUUGGACAAUUUCAGUAAAUAAAUUUUAAAGAUGGAAAAUAA
Messenger RNA from Pseudophryne corroboree (corroboree frog), 2978 nucleotides. RefSeq names its product ST8 alpha-N-acetyl-neuraminide alpha-2,8-sialyltransferase 2 (gene ST8SIA2). The coding region runs from base 275 to 1402 and encodes 375 amino acids. Gene Ontology annotation, biological process: N-glycan processing; oligosaccharide metabolic process. Gene Ontology annotation, molecular function: alpha-N-acetylneuraminate alpha-2,8-sialyltransferase activity. The record is from RefSeq and is a predicted model, not a curated record. NCBI's taxonomy places the organism in Eukaryota, Metazoa, Chordata, Amphibia, Anura, Myobatrachidae. The transcript has 6 exons.